Messenger RNA from Exophiala dermatitidis NIH/UT8656, 2145 nucleotides. RefSeq lists its product as uncharacterized. The record is from RefSeq and is a predicted model, not a curated record. Gene Ontology annotation, cellular component: nucleolus; preribosome, large subunit precursor. Gene Ontology annotation, molecular function: mRNA binding. Gene Ontology annotation, biological process: intracellular mRNA localization; ribosomal large subunit biogenesis. Bases 384 to 986 code for a protein of 200 amino acids. The transcript has 2 exons. Lineage: Eukaryota; Fungi; Ascomycota; Eurotiomycetes; Chaetothyriales; Herpotrichiellaceae.
CUCAGAAUGGCCUAGGACGACCCGGGUCAAAAAGCGAGAUACCUAGUAGGUACCCAGGUUUGGAAACGGAAAAUGGACUUCAGAGAGGUCAAAAAGGUUCCAGAAAUUUUCCCUUUUUCGAGCCGGUUGAUCUUCGGCAUAACUUUUCUUGCGGCACUGCACUGCCAGUGCAUCUCUACAUUGUGCAGCCUGGGGUUCAUACCUACUCAGGUACUGAGGCACGAGCGAAUAUGAUGCCUGAUAACAACGACAAGUCAAUACCGCGACAGCAAAGGUAACUUCGAGGAUCUGACUUCGUGUUGGCUACCUGACUGUUUUUACGGCCUGUCAAAAAUAUCUCUCCAAGUACUAGAUCCAAUACCACAGUCCAUCCACCGUUCGCAAUGGCGCCCAAACCGCCCUCCAAUGCCAAAACGACCAACAAGAACCUCAAGGCCAGGAAAUCCGCCACUUCAGGCUCGUCGGCCGCCUCGAAAUCCAAAAUCGGCAAACGGCCGCCUCCGAAACAGGUCAAGACGAAACCGGGCGUGCACUCGCAAACUGCUACCGGGACCUCUUCCUCCUCGGCCGCAAAGUCGUCGAAACGGAAACAAAAGACAUACACGGACAAAGAACUCAACCUACCGGCGUUGAACAUGAUUACGCCCGUGGGCGUGCAGAAGCCGCGCGGCAAGAAAAAGGGCAAAGUCUUUGUCGACGACAAGGAGAGUAUGAUGACCAUCUUGGCCAUGGUGAAUGCCGAGAAGGAAGGGCAAAUAGAGAGCAAGAUGAUCAAGGCCAGGCAGCUAGAGGAGAUCAGAGAGGCUAGGCGCAGGGAGAUGGAAAAGAAAAAGGAGAAGAAACAGGCCGAGUUGGAAGAGGUGAAAAAAGAAAUAAAAAAGGGGAAGACGAAGAACAAUGAUAAACAGCCAUCAGAUUCUACCACUGUUGAUAGUGGCGGAUCAAAGAAUGCGACGAAGCAGAAGAAACGAGUGUCUUUUGCGUGAGAAGGACCAUGGUGUUUCAAUUCUGGUCUUUGGAUUUUAUCUAUAUCGGGAGUCUCCCGUUCAAACAGACCAUGCUGGCCAUGGCCUGUUUCAUCUGACCUGUCGCAUCUGGUCACUCUAAUCUUGGUCUAUUGCCCGGGCACAUGCAUCUUCCUCCGCAUAGGGUCAAAGACUGGCUUCAAGGGCUCUCGCUCCGACCGAGAUAUUUGACCCUUCAGCUGUUCAGUGUCUUCCUCCGUUCGAGAGAUCGCAUCUAGGUCGAUCUCCCGGGCCAUCUUCUGGAAGAACGGGGUUGUCUAGCGGUUGUCAUAUGUCAGUCGAGAUGAUGCUACCGACACGACUAUGUGCUUUUUGAGCUGCAAACUUACCACUCUGGUAAACCAUCUUUUGCUACCGAGCUCGAACCAGCUGAGAUGUCCACCGCCCGGUGUGGUACAGAGAACACCAUAGGGGGUCUGUUGCACCUCCUGGCGUGGAAGAGCCUCACUUGCGGUCACCUUCUAGGGUCAGCGAUGGAACUCAACCAAACUGUUCAGGCUACCUACUGGGUCGUCUUCUGCGUGAAUGGCAAGAAAAGGGAUUCUGAUCGCGAGCGCCGAGUCGAUCGAGGAGGCAUCACGGUAGUAUGCUCCUUCAGUGGGAUAGCCCCAGGUCGGCCCUUGCACGUUUCUGCGUGGAUUAACAAUGCGAACUCAUCGCGCCGUUGGCCACUUACCGAUCGAAAUCUCGAAGAUACUUUCCCUUCCGGACGAGGUCCACGUCAAUCUUGGGGUUCUUGGACACUUGCUCAAUGUGUCUACAGAAGAACGUGUUACCGUACAACUCUCCAGUGUGGGCUGGGUUAUCUCACGUCUCGAAUAGUCUCUUCAUGCUUUUGCCCAUGGUUGCGGCAUAGACAUUUCUGUUGAACCACGGCCUCAUCAAAGCCAGGUUACUGGCUUCGAGGUCCCAGGGGUUGGACAGAAUAACGGCGGCUUUCAGGGGACAAUUGCUCCCUUCCUCACCGAGGUACUACAGAAGUCAGCCAUUUAUCAAGAAAGGCCAGGACUGGAAUGCUCACAUUUGUCAGAAUAUUAGCGCCUAAUGAAAAUCCGAUGCCAAACAGAGGACGGUUGGGAAAGGUUUUUUGCAACCAUUUCACUGUUUGUCUAAUAUCCCA